Anguilla anguilla (European eel) is the source of this 2023-nucleotide messenger RNA. RefSeq names its product low-density lipoprotein receptor class A domain-containing protein 1-like. The transcript is spliced from 6 exons. Gene Ontology annotation, molecular function: protein binding. The record is from RefSeq and is a predicted model, not a curated record. Bases 200 to 853 code for a protein of 217 amino acids. NCBI's taxonomy places the organism in Eukaryota, Metazoa, Chordata, Actinopteri, Anguilliformes, Anguillidae.
AUGUCUGAGCAAGGAAAAUUGAGACCGUUUCUUUUAAUGUUUUUGCAGGGUAACCUAGUGACAAAUGAUCGAUGGCUCAGAGCUAUUAAACACCACUGAGAUGUUAGAAUUGUCUGUAGAACAGUUUGGUUGAAAGACGGACAAUAAGGCAGGAACUUGAGAUUUUAAUACUUGGACAACACACAAAAAGAAAAAAAAAAUGAAACCCAAUAAGACUCAUCCCAAGGCAUAUUUUGAUACCAAGGAAUUUGGGUCAGCUGUAACCCUUUUAUCCCAGGAGGAAGACUGUUGUGGGAAUUUCUCCAGCUUUAAGUGCUGUACCAGGAAAUGUUUCUGCAUCUCAGGCAUUGUGCUGUUAAGCCUGCUCACUGUUGCAUCUGGAGUCACACUCAUCAUGAUUUUUGGCAUUCCUCAACGUCCUCCUGUUAACCGCUUCUGCACAACAGUCCAGAAUCUGUCAGGCUUCCUGUGUGAUGACAGAGUGACUUGUGUCAUGCCAUCUGAUGUCUGUAAUGGGGUUCAGAACUGUCCCAGUGGAGCUGAUGAGGACCCACUCAUGUGCAGUGACCCACCAAAAAACCUUCCAAGCAGACUAAUAUUCCAGUGUGGAAACCCUCAAUUCUGGAUUUUCAUUGACAGGAAAUGCAACUAUAUAAAUGAUUGUGGGGAUUGCUCAGAUGAAAUUGGUGCCUAUGCAGAUUGCCCUGCCUGUGGGCCAGGGUGGUGGCCCUGCACCUCUGUGCUGUACAAGUACUGUGAGUGUAUCCCUCAGUGUUUGUGCCAGGAUGGUCGACAGGAGUGUUUCGACUGGUCUGAUGAGUACACUUGCACCAGAACUGCUUGUGCUGAGUGAUGUCACUACGAUCGAUAUAUUAUAUAUAUAUAUAUAUAUAUAUAUAUAUAUAUAUAUAGAUCUUAAGUUACUUUAUUAAAUGCAAUUGCUAUACUGACAUCACACCCAUACAUACUUGUUGAACAUCUCAUUCCAAAACCAUGGGCAUUAAUAUGGAUUAGGACCCCCUUUGUGGCUGUAACAGCCUCCACUCUUCUGGGAAGGCUUACCAGUAGAUUUUCACAAGAAGCAACUAUAUUUAACCAAAGAUUAAAUAUAAAUAUGAAUUCAAUAUUCAUUGUUUACAUACAUAGUUUGUUGGCCAAAAUACAAUAUGAAUAAUUCACAUUGGUUAUAUUGCUUCCUAAGUAUUUAUGCUGAUAACUUACUGUAUGCUACAUUUUGUAGCUAAAAUGUAGUGAACAGUGCUCAUGUAUUUUAUUGCCAGUUAAAAGUUGAGGAGAUAAUAUAUUUCUGUGUGCAAGUAAUGCUGGUUGCCUUUUUCAGGUUUGCUUCUCAGCAAUAAAAAUAUUGUCAUAAUCAGUCCAAUACUUAAAUACUUCUCUAAAAAAACAAAAAAAACAAAAAAAACUGAUUUAAAACCUAUUUUGUUUUAUAACUUCUUUAUUUAAAUGUAUGUUAAUAGAAUAUUUGAUUCACAUGUUUGAAUUCAGUAUUCCCAAAUGCAAACAUUAAUUAAAUUCCAGUACCUCUCAAUGUGCAAAGGUGUUACAUUACAUUAAACUGAUUGAUACUACAAACAAUGACUGUGACAGUUCAUUUCACAUUUCCACAUCAGAUUACAGAGGCCAAGGGUUUGAUCUGUAAUCAUCAAAAAUAAAUAUGAAAAAUGUCACAAAAAUGAUGAGGAAUCUUGGAAUGCUGGCAGUUUCCAUCGAAGAUGGCAUAUGGAAAAUAUCCCUUUUUUAAUCUAUUAACAUAAGAUUACAUUUAAAUAAAAGUCAUAUUUUACACUAUAAAUUUCAUGUAGUAAUUUAAAUGUUUGAAUUUUUCACUUAACAGGCUUGAAUGCAGAAUUUAAUCAUGCCUCUCCAAUUCCAAUGCCUCUCAAAAUGCAUAUACACUCACAUUUUAAAUCAGCUACUGUAGUGAUUAAUAGUACCACCAAUACUGUGACACCUCUUUUUAUAUUUCGAAUAAUCAGAUUACAGUGGCCAAAGGUUUGAUCUG